AUGCUCAAGUCUCUCUUCGUGGCCGGAGCCCUCGCCGGCUUGGCCUCUGCCUUCCCUUCCGCUGUGGACUCUCCCUUCCCGUCCAAGCUCUACCCUCGUGCGGCCUGCAGUGGCAACACUGCCAGCACUCGUUCUGAGUGGUGCGACUACGACACCAGCACCGACUACAUGAACACCGUCCCCGACACGGGCGUCACCCGCGAGUACUGGCUCGAGCUCACCGACGUCACCGUCUCUCCCGAUGGUGUCUCCCGCUCCGCCAUGGCCGUCAACGGCUCUAUCCCCGGUCCCACCCUGUUCGCUGACUGGGGUGACACUGUCACCGUUCACGUCACCAACUCCCUGACUACCUCCAACAACGGUACCAGCAUUCACUUCCACGGCAUUCGCCAGAACUACACCAACGAGGCCGAUGGUGUCAGCUCCAUCACCCAGUGCCCUCUGGCGCCCAACAACACCAUGACCUACACCUGGAGAGCUACCCAGUACGGAUCUACCUGGUACCACUCCCACUUCGCCCUCCAGGCCUGGCAGGGUAUCUUCGGUGGUAUCAUCAUCAACGGUCCCGCCACUGCCAACUACGAUGAGGAUCUCGGCAUGGUCUUCCUGAACGACUGGGACCACCAGACUGUCGAUGAGCUCUACUCUACCGCCGAGACCUCCGGUCCCCCGACUCUGGACAACGGUCUCAUCAACGGCACCAACGUCUACGGCGAUGACGGCGACUCCACCCAGACCGGUACCCGCUUCAACAUGACCUGGACCUCCGGUACCUCCUACCGCAUGAGACUCGUCAACGCUGCCGUCGACACCCACUGGAAGUUCAUGAUUGACAACCACACCAUGACCGUCAUCGCUGCCGACCUUGUCCCCAUCACGCCCUACACCACCACCGUCCUCGACAUGGGCAUGGGCCAGCGCUACGACAUCAUCGUCACUGCCGACCAGGCCGACACCGCCGACAACUUCUGGAUGCGCGCCAUCCCCCAGGCUGCCUGCUCUGACAACGACAGCACCGACAACAUCAAGGGUAUCAUCGCCUACACCAGCACCAUCGGCACCCCCACCACCUCUGCCUACGACUACACCGACUCUUGCGACGAUGAGACCGACAACCUCGUCCCCUACCUCUCCAAGUCUGUUGAUGACGCCAACUGGAACGACCUCGAGUCCGCCACCGUCGGCAAGAACACCGCUGGCCUCUUCAAGUGGUACCUCAACAGCACCUCCAUGCUCGUCGACUGGGCCGACCCGACCCUCCUCCAGAUCGUCAACGGCACCACCAGCUGGGAGACCGACGACGCCGUCAUCGAGCUCUCCGAGGCCAACAAGUGGAUCUACUUCGUCAUUGAGACCACUCUGGCCGUCCCCCACCCCAUCCACCUUCACGGUCACGACUUCUUCAUCCUGGCUCAGGGCUCCGGUACCUACUCCAGCUCCGUCUCCCUCAACACCACCAACCCUCCCAGAAGAGAUACUGCCAUGCUUCCUUCUUCCGGCUACCUCGUCAUGGCCUUCGAGACCGACAACCCGGGUGCCUGGCUCAUGCACUGCCACAUCGGCUGGCACACUUCUGAGGGUUUCUCCAUGCAGUUCGUCGAGCGCUACGACGAGAUCACCGCCCUCACCGACUCCACCUCUCUCGAGAACGUCUGCACCAACUGGUCCACCUUCCAGGAGGAGUACUCCAUCGAGCAGGAGGACUCUGGUGUCUAA
Molecule: messenger RNA, 1716 nt
Organism: Colletotrichum siamense
Lineage: Eukaryota; Fungi; Ascomycota; Sordariomycetes; Glomerellales; Glomerellaceae
Gene: Laccase-5
Product: Laccase
Exons: 1
Coding region: 1-1716 (571 amino acids)
Molecular function (GO): copper ion binding; oxidoreductase activity
Source: RefSeq, a predicted model, not a curated record